Vitrella brassicaformis is the source of this 2076-nucleotide messenger RNA. NCBI's taxonomy places the organism in Eukaryota, Vitrellaceae. The record is from the annotation of a GenBank genome assembly.
AGAGAGGUCUGCCAGGUACACACACUCCACCGUACAGUCACCUCGAGAGAGUUAUGGCCGGCAGGUGAGUCAGCCACACAGCCAAACACUCUCACACAUCGGCCAGGGCAUCACAUCAAAUCGGCCAGCAGCCGAUCGGAUCGCACCACAGGCACUCACACCCACAGGCAGCCAGCCAUGACGACGGGCGGAUAUCUCUUCAUACACACACAGACAGGGGGAGGGAGUGGUAUGCGCUGUAUCUUGAAGAAACAGAUCCGCUACAGAAAGGAAUAACGACAGCCAGCACUCCCUUCACCAUCCUGACGACAGACACGCACACAACUGCAUGACGGAAGGCAUGGAUCGACUUUGCGAGUGGAGUGUCUGUGGCGUACCCCAUUUGACAGAUCGAUCAGCCGCCGGACGUGCCGCCGCCCUCCGCCUCAGCUGCGACACCGUCACCUGCCCAAGGCACACACACACACACAAAUGAAUGUGAGGCAGGUCCACGUGAGGGCUGGGGUGUGUGUGACUGUGUACCUCCACUGCCGUCAUCCACACCGUCACCCUCAUUGCCGCUGCCAUCGUCGAAAUCUAAACGCCACACACACACAGCGGGAAGGCACAUCUUCCAUCCAUCCAUCCAUCCAAGUGUUUACCAUCGUCGCUGUCGUCAUCUUGCUGUUGCUGCUGCUGCUGGUGCUGCUGCUGGUGCUGCUGCUGUGGCACUGGUCCGUCGAAUAUGAACGGCGCCACCGCCCCCAACGCCACGCGAGCCAACUGAGUGGUGACGGGGAAGCGGUGCUUGAACAGACCACCCACACAUGCAGCCGCCUCAGUCGUCACGACACGCACGUCCACUACACACAAGGGAACAACAACAUGCGACGUAUGACUAGCAGAACUCCCUCCCUCUGUCACGCUGACCGAUGUUAUUUCCUAGGCACAAGUGCCGAAUAUCAAUCAAUGCGACGAAGGGGUGGCUGCCAUCGCUCAGCACCAGCCAGCGCCCAUAAAUGUCCCGGCUCAGUGUGGUCGUGCAGCCGGCCACCGGUGUGUGUGGGGACUGCAUCAGUAGGUCGUCCAGACGACCGCCACCAACAGCUCUGAACCAACCACAUCAACAAACGACUUGUGGUAUUCCCGUUUCGACGCAUUUGAUGACAUUGGGUUGGUACCUGUUGAGUAGAGUCGUUGUGACAUUGGUCUGGUGAGUAUUGGUGAAGACGCUGAGGAUAUUGAGCUUGGCGAACGAUGAAACAGACGCCUCGGCGAUCCCCAGGCCACCGCUCGAUACCCACCCAUCGGUCGAAUAGUACAUGCGGCUGCGCACCGGUGGGUCGUGUGGCUGCCGGUGCCGCCGGGACAGGUCGCCGGCAGGGAGGGGCGGGUCGACCUGCAGCUCGAAGCCGGGCUCGUCGACGAUGGUUCGCACCUCACCGUUGCCGUGCUGGAACAGCUGCAGGCAGCUGCCGUCACUGAAGUGGAUGUGGGGGCCGACCAUCUUGAGCUGCGCCAACACACGGGGAGCCGAAACAUACGCCUACACACACGACCACACACAGACAGACAGAGAGACAGAGAGAGUGAGGCCCUCUCCCUCCCCUCCCCGCCCGUCUGUUUGCCGGCUCACCGUUUUGUUUGUGUGUGCGUUGAUGUCAGCCCCACUGAGGGUCACAGGCAGCUCACAGUUGCCGCACUGCCCCGCCAGCUCAAUCACGUCGCCCAUCUCGCCCCAUGGCCCCUCCUCCACCACACACACAGCCGCCAACAGAUCAUGUGUGCCGAACUGGUCGGCUCGAACCGCAGCAGCCGCACUUGCUGCCCAUUCACAUUCGCCCGCCGCAGCCCCGCCUGUGAGCCCAGCGAGUGGCGGAGCCGAUCUCUCAGCUGGGCCGCUCCGAAGAGCUUCCUGAGCCAGGUGCAGGUGGCCCUCAGCCGCACGACGUCCUUGACGCUGAGGAGGUAGCGGCUCCUCCGGCCCACACACAGGUAUGACACGGGGUGCUGCUGCUGCUGCUCGUGGUGCUGCAUGGGAUGUCCAGAUGGGCCAAGACGGUCAGAUGAGUGAGGCGGUGGUCGACGAGAGAGAGG